CAACCAGGUCAUCAUGCAUCAUUUAAGCUAGGAUUUGGUCAUAGAGUUUUCCCAGUGACCUUAGUGACAUCCUUCAAGCUAGCUGGCGGGCUAUUAAAUGCUGAUCGCUUAAGGGUGUACGGAGAAUAUGCCGUAGAUUUACGACAUGAAUACACAUUUGGUUGAAUAUUCGUCUAGUGAUGAAGAGGAGAAUAAGAAACUGGAACUUCCCUCGGCAUUACAAGUCUUGGAUUCCGAUCGUUUGCGUUUUCCUGUUUAUGAAGAUGAUCCUGCAAAACACAAUUUUCGUACGAGAUCAUUUCCUCAUGAGACUGGUAAUUGGGCUACCUCUAUAUAUAUAGCGUGUCCUCAUUUAAUUUCUAGGCUGCUUAAGGCUAUUGACAAUCCUAUAAUGCAGUCGGAUCUCGUUAUAGAUAAUUUCCACUUUAUGGACUCCCUUCACUUGAGUUUAUCAAAAACAUGGCCCAUUUAUUUCCAUUGGAUCGAGAAUCUUAUUUGUAAUCUUCGCUCUUCUGUAAGCACUUUCGAGAAAUUUCACAUUACUUUUGAUGAUGUAAACAUAUUGGUAAAUGAGGAAAAAACAAGAUCUUUUGUUACUUUAUUAGCUUCUGCAGAAUCUCACGUAGCGUUAAUCCCUUUACUUAAUUCUAUAGACUCAUGCGUCACAGCAUUUAGAGGUCCAGAAUAUUAUAAGGACCCGAAGUUCCAUAUAAGUUUCUUGUGGUGUAUUGGGAAUGUUCGGGAAAAGUAUUCUGAAGAUGUCUUAGAAAAUUUUCUAGUAAGUGGAACACCUUGUAAUUCCCCUUCUCCAUAGACAAAUUUGAAGAAAGUAAUAUUCACUGAGAGCAAACAAAUGUAUCAUGAAGUAACGGAUAUAGUGUGCAAAAGUGGAAACAAAUAUUUCAGUAUAAAUUUGUUGUAACAAUUAUUUAGCAGCAGGAUUUUUCUUUUUGUGUUAUUUCCGGGUUGAUAAACUGAUCAGAUAUGUAUAUAUUUAAUAUAAAAAAUCUUUUCUUUUAUCAUUUUAAACGUCUUGGUGAUACAGUGACCUAAGAUAGAGUAGCGCUAUGAGAAACAAUUGUAGUUUUAUUAAAUGUUUUUACCUAAUAACUUCAAUGACUCCAUUUGAAAAAUGCACUGAAUUUAUACGUUGUUUUUGAGUAAGGUAGGCAAAUCUAAAUCAUAUUUAUCUUCUAAGGAGAGAUUUAGCAUACCUAUUGUUGUGAACUAAUUGAACGAAACAACUUGUUUCUUACAGCUAUGGUAGAUUUCAAGUGUUUUUACCGUCCCGGUGAAAGACAUCACCGAACUAUAGAAAAAUUUAACCAUUAUCGGCGCAUGAAACUUUUUGCAGUUGUUAAUUCCUACCU
This is a messenger RNA of Trichobilharzia szidati, 1370 nucleotides long. The record is from the annotation of a GenBank genome assembly. Lineage: Eukaryota; Metazoa; Platyhelminthes; Trematoda; Strigeidida; Schistosomatidae.